CCCGCCGAGCUCGGAGCUCUUCUGGGCGGCUGCGCACGCGUGGCUGUAGUCCAUUCAGCUACAAAUCCAUCAAUGGAUUCAUAGAUGAAUCAUCCAAUCACUUCAAAGCCCUACCUCUGAACAUUGCUGCACUGAGGAUCAAGCCCCCGACACGUGAGCCUUUGAGAGACAAACAUAACAAUGAUUCAAGCCAUAACAGUGACCUCACAGUCUUAGACAGUUGGUGAAAUGACUGACUCAGAAGACGAUGAUACCCCCCAGCUUUCCUCCCAUACCUUAGCAGCGCUCCAGGAAUUUUAUGCUGAGCAGAAGCAACACGCGGACCCAGGUGGGGAUGACAAAUACAACAUUGGAAUAAUAGAAGAAAAUUGGCAAUUGAGCCAGUUUUGGUAUAGUCAGGAAACUGCUCUGCGACUUGCACAGGAGGUGAUUGCUGCUGCUGGAGAAGGUGGCAGAAUUGCGUGUGUGAGUGCCCCCAGUGUUUAUCAGAAACUCAGAGAACUACACAGAGAAGACUUCUCUAUAUACAUCUUUGAAUAUGACAAAAGAUUCGCCAUGUAUGGAGAAGAAUUUAUCUUCUAUGAUUAUAAUAAUCCACUGGAUUUACCUGAAAAAAUUGUUGCACAUAGUUUUGACAUUGUAAUAGCAGAUCCUCCCUAUCUUUCUGAGGAAUGUCUCAGGAAGACAUCCGAAACCAUCAAAUACCUGACAAGGGGCAAGAUUCUGCUAUGUACAGGUGCCGUCAUGGAAGAACAGGCAGCGCAACUCCUGGAUGUGAGGAUGUGCAAGUUUAUUCCAGAACACACACGAAACUUGGCAAAUGAGUUCCGCUGCUAUGUGAAUUAUGAUUCUGGACUGGACUAGGGAACCUAAACAUGGACAGGGACAUGUUACAGGAAAGGAUCCCGGUGACAUUUUCAUUUCCCCCUUUUUAUUUUCUUAGUCAAUUGAAAAGCUAUAACCUCUUCUCCCACUCCCCCCAAACUGGGGCUGUCCUGGCCUAAUUUUCAGAAUAAAGGAGAAAACUGUCA
Molecule: messenger RNA, 1031 nt
Organism: Marmota monax (woodchuck)
Lineage: Eukaryota; Metazoa; Chordata; Mammalia; Rodentia; Sciuridae
Gene: Eef1akmt1
Product: EEF1A lysine methyltransferase 1
Exons: 6
Coding region: 229-864 (211 amino acids)
Biological process (GO): methylation
Molecular function (GO): protein-lysine N-methyltransferase activity; nucleic acid binding
Source: RefSeq, a predicted model, not a curated record